AUGGCAGCAAAAAAUGCAAUAUCAGUCUCGCAAUUUGCCGAGCACUUUCGCCUAGCAUGGUCGGGCGUCAGAGGAGUCGUUCCUCAUGGUCACCAGGGCCUUAUUGAAGAUGUAGCUCAUCUUCCGCGACGAGUCGGUCUUGCUGUUAGUGGCGGUGCUGACUCCAUGGCCCUGGCUUAUCUAUGCCGGCAGCUUGAAAAAACACCUAUUGGCGGUCCGAUUUCUGUGACCGCAUUUGUUGUUGAUCAUCAUGCUCGAGCAGAAAGUAGCGCAGAGGCGAAAACUGUCAAAUCUUGGCUUUCAGCUUUAGGGAUUGAUACCCAAAUAUUGGAACUAGACUGGUCUCAAAUAUCGGGCUCUCAGGAUCAAUCAACUCAGUCAAAUGCUGCGCUAACAAUGCCCACUGCUUUUGAAACGCAUGCUCGCCGGCUACGAUUUCAAGCCCUGGGUAAAGCCUGUCGCAAAAACGACAUUCAGGCUCUACUUCUAGGUCAUCACCGCGAUGACUCUAUUGAAACAACCAUAUGGCGCUUAGCCACGGGUGCCCGCCGUGCUGGGCUCGGCGGAAUUCAAAGCAUAGCCCGAAUCCCAGAAUGCCACGGCAUCUUUGGAGUCUCCGAGAGCGGCAAAUCUCUACAAUUUGCAAACUCCAACAAUAAUAAUGGCAAGGGAAAAACAAAUAACUCAUUAUACUCAUCCAAAGAGUCCUUUGCUACUGGAGGAGUAUUUGUCUGCCGUCCUCUCCUCUCUUGCUCGAAGACCCGAUUGCUUGCAACUUGUCACGAAAACAAUAUUCCCUACGUCUCUGACCCGACUAAUUUCGACCCUACUCUCACUCCUCGGAACGCUGUUCGCAGCUUGAUUUCAUCUAAUUCUCUACCACUUGCACUCCAGGGUCCUCGAAUCCUUGAAUUAAUCCGUUCCAGUCGUGAUCUCCUACAAGUAUCAAGCAGUCUUUCAGAUCAGCUUCUCUCAUCGCGAUGUCGCAUUCUCAAUAUGAACUUGCGAACUGGCACACUCACUAUCCAAGUCUCGGAAGUUCCAUCGUGGAUGGACCCGUUGGCUGCGCAUAAUUCUCUCGAAAGGGUUCGUCAAAUUCAGGCUCUGAGCCUUCGUCGAAUUACAGAGCUCGUGUCGCCUUUUCCUCAAAAUCAUUUCUCGCUACGGAGCUUCGAACCAUUUGUUUCUCGAAUUUUUGGUUCCACAGACCAAAUCCCCCACGAGAACCUUAAUGCUCCUCGGUCCUUUACUCUGGGAGGGGUGAUGUUCAGUUAUGUGGCUUCUGAUGAUAAUCAGACGAAAUCUGGUGGCAAGAGUACAUGGCGUCUUGCACGGCAACCUUUCAUGAAAAAUCGAGCACCAACCACAUCGUUUGAGCUUCCUUUCCCGACGGAGAAAAUGACCAGCAGUCGGAAGCCAAGUUACACCCAUUGGGCUCUUUGGGAUGACCGGUAUUGGAUUCGAUUCUCUCUUGUACUAAACAACAAACAACAGAAGAAUCGCUCCACUUUACCUGAAGGUGGAUCCCUGGGAAGUGGUCUGGCUUUGCAAAUACGUUCGCUACAACAAUCCGAUUUCCAGGAACUUAAUAAGGAUAAAGUGACAGCGAUUCGUCUGGCCAACUUACGCAAAUUAUUAUCAACCGAAGCGCCGGGACCAGCACGAUUUACAAUUCCUGUGCUCACAAAUGCAGGCUUGAUCGGUAAGCCUUUGGAAAAGGGAAAUCUGUUGGCCUUACCUACCCUGGAUUGCCCUCUACAUGGUCCUCAUCUGAAAGAUACGAAUACUAUGGAGAUCGUAGUUGGAGGGACUUCGUGGGUAUUAAGAUGGGCAUGGAUGUUCAAAAUGAUCGAUACCGAUGCAUUGCGCCUGAUGGGCAGGCCAGUGGAAGCUUAA
Messenger RNA from Penicillium malachiteum, 1896 nucleotides. Its product is annotated as tRNA lysidine(34) synthetase. The record is from RefSeq and is a predicted model, not a curated record. Bases 1 to 1896 code for a protein of 631 amino acids. NCBI's taxonomy places the organism in Eukaryota, Fungi, Ascomycota, Eurotiomycetes, Eurotiales, Aspergillaceae. Gene Ontology annotation, biological process: tRNA processing. Gene Ontology annotation, molecular function: ligase activity, forming carbon-nitrogen bonds; ATP binding. The transcript is spliced from 3 exons.